Messenger RNA from Polyodon spathula (Mississippi paddlefish), 2198 nucleotides. It is a transcript of the gene pex11g, whose product is annotated as peroxisomal biogenesis factor 11 gamma. Gene Ontology annotation, cellular component: peroxisomal membrane. The coding region runs from base 257 to 979 and encodes 240 amino acids. NCBI's taxonomy places the organism in Eukaryota, Metazoa, Chordata, Actinopteri, Acipenseriformes, Polyodontidae. The transcript is spliced from 5 exons. Gene Ontology annotation, biological process: peroxisome fission. The record is from RefSeq and is a predicted model, not a curated record.
AUUGCCGUUCCAAUUUGUGAUUGGUUUGCGCUCUGUCAGUCAUUGAUGUAAACAGUAACGCUUCCUGGUUUAAAGUCUGAAAUCGGUGUUUCGGAAGGUCGUUACCAAGCUCGUAUUAUAUCGGGUUAUUUGAAAUAGGCAUGGCUUUGAGUUGAGCCAGUGGUAAUAUUAACACCAGGAAAGCUUCGUCCCCCUAGCCCCGCCAUUCUGUUUAGUGUAACCGCCCCGGUUUCUUUGGGAACGCGUUGGUCAGACCAUGGCGGGCUCAGUAAACGGGUUAGUUCAUGUACUGGAAUCUUACAGAGGGCGAGAUAAGGUGGUUAGAACGCUCUGCUAUGGCUGUCAGCUUGCUGGUGGGGUUUUGUGCCAGAAAGCGUCAGGGAGGUCUGAACUUGGGAAAAGCCUUUUACUGUUUUCAGCACAGUUGAGUCAGUGUCGCACGGUGCUCCGGCUGUUUGAUGACCUCUCCAUGUACGCUUACUCACGAGACUACGGCCUGGGGGCCAAGGAUGAAGACUCUGCCCUGCGUUGCAUGUCUGUACUCAAUAACCUGGCUGACCAGCUGUACUACCCCUGUGAGCACCUCGCCUGGGCUGCCGACGCCAAGGUUAUCAGCACACAGUCUGGCAAGUGGUGGACUUUGAGCACAGCACUGUGGGGGAUCUCUCUGCUGCUGGGUAUAAUGAGGUCUCUGCGAGCGAUCGUGCUGUUUAAGAGAAAAUUGAAACAACGGGAGAGAGGCAGGUGUGUGGGAAGCAGUGAGACCCCUAAUGGAAUUGAGAACCAGCAGCAGCUGUGUUCUGAAGUGUUCAGAAUCCUCAGCGGCAUGGCAGACUUUGCGAAUGCUGUCAAUUGGAUGCCCCCAGGAUUCCUCUGGGCAGGGAAGUUCCCUGAUUGGCUGGUUGGACUGUUAGGCACCACCUCCUCGCUGAUUGGUCUAUACCAGAUGUGCGCAGGAGGGAGCGGAGGAGGUGUUUAAAAUUAUACAAAGGCUUUAAAAACACCCUCUGGAGCUGGUAUCUGUCUUCUGUGACCUUGACCUGGAAGUCAGAGGCUUCCCACAUGACAAACUGACAAAAAGAAUACAUCACUGAUAAGAACAUCUCAUUUAUACAGUAGUGCGCAAGUUUAUUAGACCACCCCAUUACUUCUGUAGUUUUGAUUUGUUGUGCAUAUGAAAUCAGACCACUGUAGCUGAAAAUCUUGAAAAGUUGUAAAAAUAGGCAAAUUAGUGAUUGUCUCAUUUAAUUGGAGACUGUAAUAGGCCACACAUGCUCUUUCUUUAAAAUAGUAAGAGAAAAGAAACACAGAGCCAUAAGUGGUAAAAUGCAUGACACUUUUUAGAAGUUGUUUAAGAUGUUUAAAGCACAAAGUGGUCUAAUAUUUUCAGACAAGUUUCUAUACUUUCUAUGUCACUGAUUACUGACCAGCAAGUGAAAUGUUUUCAUGUUUGUGUUCUGUGAUCUGUAGGAUGUUAACAAACCUGAAUAAAAACAACAGUUAUCUAGAACAUACGCAGUAGGGCUGUUAAGUAAAAUCUUAGGAAAUUACAGAUGAUAUAAAUAAUGCCUUUAAAAAUGUAGUUAGUGAAUGAGGGCUAUACCACUACAAUGCAAUUCUUAUAUUACACAUGCAUUGAAGAAACAGGGCUUCUCAAUGACAUUGUACACUGCAGAUCAUUUGUUUCUGUCAGAUUCGAAAUGAACUAUGUGGUUUACAAUUGAAAUUCCAGGUUUACGCUGAUGAAUGCGCUGGCCAAAACGUUUUCUCUACUUGACCUUUCUUAGCAGUGGAAUUUGUGGAAUUUCAACACAAAAUAAAAAGAAUUAAAAAAAAAAAAAAAAAAAAAAAACAUUAAAGUUCAGCAGCACAGUGAUUUGGGGAGCAGUGAAAAAUACAGAAAGGGCUGAACAGAUUGACCUGUUAAGGGGGUGAAAUGAAAAUGCUUAUGGUCUCUUACAUGAUAAUAUGUUUAAUAGUUAAUAUUCUGUUUCCUUUCCUGGACUGUCUAGUUUUUUAUUGUAUCUUGAUGGUGCCACCAGCCAAAUUAAUCCCAUUGUGUCUUGAUUAACACAGACAUUCUUUAAAAAGAAUACACCCAAUAUUGAAUGUUGACAUCAUGAUUGUAUUAUUAUAUACGGUAGUUAUUUUAACAGCUUCAGGGUUGCUUUGGUGUCAGUGAAUUGAAGAAAAGAAAA